AUGUCACCAUUUUAUCCUGUCACCAUCUGCAGGUCUGAUGGACAACUAGAGGUCAUUACAAAGACAGGAUUCAAAGAAUUCAAUCAACCAACUUCAGCUCAAUUGAACACAAAAGAGGAUUCAGAAGGGAAUGUCGAUUGUUAUAAGAAGCUAGAAUAUGAUGAACCGAAAGCUGUGGAUUGGAGAAGAAAGAUUGGUGGCAUGUUGAUGCAUUAUUUGGGUGGAAAGGAGCAUUCUGACAGGAAUUACGUACUUAAAGAUUUACCUGAAGGAUAUAUUUUAUGGGAACACGUCAAAUACAAUAAGAAUAAAUUGGAGGCGGAACAAAAGAAGGAAAAAGGAAAACACGCAGCUGGAGCUUACGAACGACAAGAUACUUAUUUAUAUGGACACCCUCAAGGUCGAAAGAAGAGAUAUCGAAGUCCCGCAGAUUUCUUUCCCCAUGUACUUUGGUUGAGUACAGACAAAGAUGGCGAUCCAAGAAAUUGUUCCUGCAAAGUUUGUUCACCAUUUGGGGAGGAUGAUCCACAAGAAGAGACAACCAAACAAGACAGCGGCGCAAUAUUUUCAAAGAAGGAAAUGAGGAAGGAAAGCACGCCAGUUGUCCUGAUACCCCAGCUGGGGAGGGAGAUAAGGAAGGAAAGCAUGCCAGUUGUCAACAUGCCUCAAAAGACCAUGACAGCUUCUGCUCCCGGUCCUUCAGCUUCUGUAGCUAUGAAGCCACCUUCUCAGGUCAUUUCAUUAAUUCGAUCAUCGGAACAAAGACUCGAUAGUGAUCCAAACAGUGGAUUUAUUUAUCGCACUGGAGAAUUAGUUUGGUUCAACAGAGGUCAUGCUUGGGGUCUUGCAGUCAUAUCUAAAAGAAGAGUUGAGAAUUUUACAGCUCAAUAUUUGGUUCAACCACUUUCUCACCCAAUCACACAUCCUGCAGCUCAAAUCAACGAUCAAGAAUCCAUUAGACCAUGGCUGGCUUGGAGUGUACCGCAAACUACGAUCAGUUCACUCAAUAGUCUUCCUUAUGACGAUGUUCCUUGGGAUCGAAUUAUUCGAGGAGAGUACGGUGGAGGAGAUUACCAAGUUGAUGGUAGUAUCUUGGCCGCAAAAGUUAUUGAUGGAAGCUAUUCUCUCUUUGACAGGAUCGAAAAAGCUCUGGUCUCUCUGGGUGAAGUACACUACAAUGGAAUGUUCCUUGGUGCCGAAAAGAUCUGGGUUGGUGAGCCAGUCCGUUUACGCGUUGAAGGCGAUGCAAUUGUGGUUAUCGUCAUUCAAAAACUCAUUGAACGUACCAUACAAUCAAGCCCACUGUCGACUGUAGUAACCUUCGUAGGUGAUAUCUACAAGUUUAUUGAAAUGCCAAUGCCAUAUAGCAGUCGAUCUCAAUGGCCAACACCUGACUUACCAGCUCGAAUGGUUGAUGAUUUACGAUUCCGUAACGAGGUCGCAGAUAAUGCCAAGAAGCGAACUUGGUAUGAAUGGAAAUUACUAGAACCAGCAGCUCGCCGUGGAUUGGCUGAUAUUAAGGGUCGUUGGUACGAAACUCGACUCUUACUUCCGGUGUUGAGGGGUUUGGAAGCAUAUCAAAUUGGUAUAGGACGAGGUGAAACUAGCGAUGCUAGUUUGUGGAUGAAUGGUAGAGGAGAUACCAUCGGAGGAACGGGAAAGAGACAAAAGAAUAGAAGAAUGACGUUGGGGAAAUCUGUCCCAGAUGAUUUCAAGGUGGGGAGAGGACUGGAUGGGACGCUGGCUGAUAAUAUGUUUCCCGAAGCAACUACUCCACAUGAAAGUGUGGUGAUACCGGAUAUUGAUCAAUACAUGGAUCUUGAUGCAGUGGGGGCUUCGAGUGAGUACAAUGGUUGA
Messenger RNA from Sclerotinia borealis F-4128, 1857 nucleotides. The record is from the annotation of a GenBank genome assembly. NCBI's taxonomy places the organism in Eukaryota, Fungi, Ascomycota, Leotiomycetes, Helotiales, Sclerotiniaceae.